Messenger RNA from Oxyura jamaicensis (ruddy duck), 2509 nucleotides. Its product is annotated as methanethiol oxidase-like. The transcript is spliced from 10 exons. Gene Ontology annotation, molecular function: selenium binding; protein binding. NCBI's taxonomy places the organism in Eukaryota, Metazoa, Chordata, Aves, Anseriformes, Anatidae. Bases 217 to 2238 code for a protein of 673 amino acids. The record is from RefSeq and is a predicted model, not a curated record.
GGAAGGGAGGAGAUUCUGGUAGCUCUGAAAUAGCUUCCCUGCAUGAUCCCAGCGCUGUAAGACGCUGAAGGCUGCCCCAGUACCUCCCACACCCCGGGGCAUGUGGAUCCUCCCCUUGGUGUCCUUUUCACACCAUGCUGCUCCCCAUCCCACUCCCUAUAUAUUUGAACCCUGCAGAGCUGCAUCUCCUCACUCGACUGGCUCCUACUAGGCAGCAUGCAGGCAGGAUCACCUCCUUCUGCUUCUCACCAGCAGGUGAAAUCCUCUAGCACGGCCUCCAGCACCGAAAGGUGUGGAGCGUGUGGCCCUGGCUUCGCCUCUCCUCUGGAUGCGAUGAAAGGGCCCCGGGAGGAGAUAUUAUACGUGCCCUGCAUCUACAGGAACACCGGCAGGAACAAACCUGACUUUCUGGCCACUGUGGAUGUCAAUCCUGAAUCUCCAAACUAUUGCCAGGUGAUCCACCGCCUGCCUAUGCCCAACGUGGGGGACGAGCUGCACCACUCCGGCUGGAACACCUGCAGCAGCUGCUUCGGGGACACCACCAAGAAGAGGAACCGCCUGAUCCUCCCCAGCCUGAUCUCCUCCCGCAUCUAUGUGGUAGAUGUAGGAACUGACCCACGAGCUCCCAGGCUUUUUAAGGUUGUCAACUCAGAGGACGUCUUCUGGAAGUGUAACCUGGGCUAUCCCCACACCUCCCACUGCCUGGGCAGCGGUGAAAUCAUGAUCAGCACCCUGGGAGACCCGGCUGGCAAUGGGAAAGGUGGCUUUAUUCUGCUGGAUGGAGAAACGUUUGAGAUCAAGGGGAACUGGGAGAAGGGGGACAAGAGCCCCCCGAUGGGUUAUGACUUCUGGUACCAGCCGCGCCAUAAUGUCUUGAUCAGCACGGAAUGGGGAGUCCCGAAAUGCCUGGGAUAUGGGUUUGACCCAAAUGACCUGAAGAAAGGGUGCUACGGACGCCGCCUCAACGUGUGGGACUGGACCACCCACACCUACGUCCAGGCCAUUGACGUGGGCGAGGACGCGGCGCCCCUGGAGAUCCGCUUCCUGCACAACCCCGACGCCGCGGAGGGGUUCGUGGGGUGCACCAUCAGCAGCGCCAUCCACCGCUUCUACAGGACCGAGCGAGGAGACUGGGCGGCCGAGAAGGUGAUCCAAGUCCCCAGCAAGAAGGUGGAGGGGUGGCUGCUCCCGGACAUGCCAGGCUUCAUCACCGACAUCCUCAUCUCGCUGGACGACAGGUUCCUCUACUUCAGCAACUGGCUGCACGGAGACGUCCGCCAGUACGACAUCUCCGACACCCGCAGGCCCAGGCUGGUGGGACAGGUAAGGCAGCACCGGCGUGCCCGCUACUUCUGCCCCAUCUCGGGGUGGGACCAGCCCCGCUUCCCCGUCUCGGCCACCCCGAGCUCCGCUCUCUCGCAGGUCUUUGUGGGUGGCAGCAUCGCCAAGGGAGGGACCGUGGCCGUGUGUGGGGACGAGGAGCUGCAGAGCCAGCCGGAUCCCUUUGUCAUCCAGGUGAGCUCAGCUUUGCGCCGUCCCAUCUCCGCCCUCAGCCUCCAGGCACGCGGGGCAGCAGGGGCAAGCCCAGGGAGCAGGUCCCAGUGCUUCUGCUCCUCCGGCCCAGCCCGAUGCAGGUGGAGGCGUCCCCUGCUCACCUCGUCCUCCCCUCCACCUGCUGCAGGGCAAGAGGGUGUCGGGGGGGCCCCAGAUGAUCCAGCUCAGCCUGGAUGGGAAGCGGCUGUACGUCACCACGUCCCUCUACAGCGCCUGGGACCGGCAGUUCUACCCGCAGCUCAUCAGGGAUGGCUCUGUCAUGCUGCAGCUCGAUGUGGACACAGAGAAGGGUGGCCUGACCGUCAACCAGAACUUCCUGGUGGAUUUCGGGAAGGAGCCGGGCGGGCCCUGCCUGGCGCACGAGAUCCGCUACCCUGGCGGGGACUGCACCUCCGACAUCUGGGUUUAGCAGCCCCAGGGCUGGCGUGCGGCCACCCUCCACUUCCUUCCCUUCUCAUGGAUGCUCUCCCCAAAUCUCGGCUUUGCCAGUGGCCUGACCUCCCGCAGUGCCUUCGACACUUAGGGCACAAUGGGAUGGCAAAGCUGGAGAUCCCGCUGCUGUCCUUGUCCAGAAGCCCUCCUCCCUGCCAGCGCCACCGGAAUCCCGCAUCCUGCACCUCACAUCUCACAACCUGCACCCUGCAUCCCACAUCCCCUAUCCUGCAUCUCACACCCCACAUCUGACAUCCUGCACCCCCUAUCUUGCAUGUAGCUUCCCGCACCCUGCACCCCGCAUCCCGCAUCCCGUGUCUUGCAUCCUGCAUCCCAAAUCCUGCAUCCUGCCCCAGCCCCAGCAGCCCAUUCCUGGAGCACAAUGGGCACUUGCACGCUGCGCUGCUGCCCCAAGACCGCCUCAGUGCCCAAAUUCCCAGGGCACAGGAGAGGAUGAAGUGGUCAUCCCCUAAGUGCCCCAUGGCUGGGCACUGCUGAAAUAAAACAGGCGUCUCUGCACCGC